AUGGCCGGACCCCCAGCCCCGCUCCAGCCCCCGCCGGGCCAUGCUCUGCUCUGGGACCAGGCGAGGGAGCUCAGCGAUGCCACCUCCCCAGCCGCUCCCGCAGAGCCCCCCGCCACAUCCCCGUGUCCCCCGCGGGGCCGCCGGCCGGGGUCCGGGGGUCAGCGGGGCGGCAGGGGUGACCCCGGGGGUGCGGGGGGCCCGCGGCAGAGCGCCAGCGAGCGGGAGAAGCUGCGGAUGCGGCGGCUGGCGCAGGCGCUGCUGCGGCUGCGGCACUACCUGCCGCCCGCGCUGGCACCCGCCGGGCAGAGCCUCACCAAGAUCGAGACCCUGCGCCUCGCCAUCCGCUACAUCGCCCACCUCUCGGCCCUGCUGGGGCUCAGCGAGGAGGCGCUGGCCCGGCGGCGGGGGGCAGCCCCCCGCCACUGCCCCCUCUGCCCCCAGGGCCUGGGGUGCUGCCAGAGCCCGGCCCCCCGCCUGCGCCCACCGGCCCCGGCCCCUUCGCCCCCCGGCACUGCGGGCUGGGGGUCACCUCCUGCAGCGGGGACCCCCCUGGAGCCGCACGCCACGGGGGCCUGGGGGUCGCCCCCCUGUGGCGCUGCGGCGGGGACCCCCCCGGAGGCGCUUGGGGUUCCUGACAUGGGGACGGAGACCUGGGGGUCACCCCCCUACGUCCCUGCAACCGGGACCCCCCCGGAGCUGCACGGGACCACCCCUGGCUCCAUCUCAGGGUCCUGGACAUCACCGCUGUGCAGCCUCGGAGCUGUGACCCCCCUGGAGCCCCCCCAGAGACGUGCCGCGGCCACAGGCACUGGAACCGCUUCCUCCUGCUGCUUGGAGCCUGCAGCCCCCCGUCAGCCUCCCGGGGCAGGACUGAUGGACACAAGGCCCCCCGAGACCCCCACGCGUGGCUACCAGCUGCCGGCACACCACCAGCUCGGCAGCCCACCGGCCCCGGACAGGCUCGUCUCCCCAGCCCCCCGAGCAGCCCCAGUCCUGCCCACCUGCACCCCAGCACGGCACUGGGGGGGAUGGAGCUGAGCCCACACCCCCACCCGCAGAGGCUGCGCGGGGGACAGCGGCGCGGCACAGAGCCGCGCGGGACGGACACCGGGAAAAGGCCCCUCAUUAAAGCUGCCGUGCACCGCC
Molecule: messenger RNA, 1146 nt
Organism: Tyto alba (common barn owl)
Lineage: Eukaryota; Metazoa; Chordata; Aves; Strigiformes; Tytonidae
Product: mesoderm posterior protein 1-like
Exons: 2
Coding region: 1-1038 (345 amino acids)
Biological process (GO): mesoderm formation; regulation of transcription by RNA polymerase II; heart morphogenesis
Cellular component (GO): nucleus
Molecular function (GO): DNA-binding transcription factor activity, RNA polymerase II-specific; protein dimerization activity; RNA polymerase II cis-regulatory region sequence-specific DNA binding
Source: RefSeq, a predicted model, not a curated record